Messenger RNA from Labrus mixtus (cuckoo wrasse), 2419 nucleotides. It is a transcript of the gene aktip, whose product is annotated as akt interacting protein. The record is from RefSeq and is a predicted model, not a curated record. Lineage: Eukaryota; Metazoa; Chordata; Actinopteri; Labriformes; Labridae. The coding region runs from base 205 to 1095 and encodes 296 amino acids. The transcript has 10 exons.
CCCUCAUUAAGGUUAGAUUGAACUCCGGUUUGUGUGACUGACAUGGGUCUCUGUCAAAGUAUUUAGCCAACAUUAGCUGAGCAUUUUCAGGAAAAAGAUUACGUCGGAAGAUACAACAUACAAGUAGAAGAGACUUUAAAGCUCUCUAACAAACACGCAGCGGAUGGCCCGGGCAGCACAUCAAUCUGAACCUCUUGAUGAGUAAUGAACCUUAACCCCUUCUGGAGCAUGUCUGCAAAUACAAGUCGUAAGCAGAGACCUGACAACGAGGAACAGAGCGGGCACGGGGAGCAGAGAGCCAGCCCAGCCCGGCUGCCCUUUGGCAAAAAACAGCUUCCACCUAUUCCUAAGAAUGCAGCACCCAUUACCAAACCUACAGCGACUGGCACUACAGCCCAGUCGGCCAAUGGCACACACGCCUCCUACGGCCCCUUUUACUUGGAGUACUCUCUGCUGGCUGAGUUCACACUGGUGAUUAAGCAGAAGCUCCCUGGAAUUUAUGUCCAGCCAUCCUACAAAUCAGCACUAAUGUGGUUUGGGGUCAUAUUCAUCAGACAUGGCUUGUACCAGGAUGGAGUCUUCAAAUUCACUGUGUAUAUUCCAGAUAACUAUCCAGAUGGAGAGUGUCCUAAAUUUGUGUUUGACAUCCCAGUCUUCCACCCUCUUGUUGACCCUGUGUCAGGAGAGCUUGAUGUCAGAAGAGCUUUCAACAAAUGGAGACGGAAUCACAACCACAUCUGGCAAGUCCUUAUGUACGCACGGACAAUUUUCUACAAGAUCAAUACCACAGAACCACUCAACCCAGAGGCUGCCGUGCUAUAUGAAAAGGAUGUGCAGUUGUUCAAAAGCAAAGUGGUGGAUAGCGUAAAACUAUGCAACAGUCAUCUCUUUGACCUGCCCAAAAUAGAUGACCCCUACGCAAUAAGUUUUUCUCCGUGGAACCCAGCCGUUCAUGAAGAAGCAAAAGAGCGAAUGUUCACACACAAAAGACGGCCAGAGGAUCACCACAAGGGAACACAGGUGUCGGGGUUGUCUUGGGUGAAGCCAGGAUCGACGCAGCCCUUCAGCAAAGACGACAGCCCUCCCCAGAGCUGAACCUGCAGUAUCCUUGAAGCAGCCACUAGAGGGAUCCACAUGCAUCAGAUGCCAUGCCUUUGGCUUGCAUCCGCUGUUUAUUGGGAUCAUGGUCCUUGAAACAGUUGGCAGAACUUUAUAUUAAAUCUCCAUGUUAUUGCUCAGCUUUAAAAGCUUUGUAGGCAUCUCCUCAGACAGCUUUAGAAUAAGGAAACAAAGUUUGUAUCAUAUGUAAAUCAACGACAAAUGGAUGUCUCGGCAACAUCAUUUAGCCUGUGAUGCAGUGCAAAGAGCUUUCUCAUUUAGAUGAUCAGAUCCAUGCACAUGUUGGGGAAAGGUGAUACAACAUGCUGUCCCAAAAGGAGCUGAGGAGUAGGAGAAUAGCGGUUUUGCGAUCACAUGGGUAGUAUAGUGGACAAGAUGUUCUAUACUACUUGGUGAAAUUGGCUCAGGACUGUUCAUUCAUCAGACUUGGAAUGUUUUAGUCAUAAUUGUGUGAUGAAACUUCUAAAUCCACACCUCUCCUAUUACCCAAUUUUAUUGAAAUAUGUUUUAUGUGUUUACCAUUGGACAAUGAUUUAUUUUUAAUUCCACUGUGUAAACUGUUGUCUUACAUGAUUUGUAAUAUAUACAAAGCAGAGCGGCAAAGUAUGGAUCUUCUGAGAUGAGAUGCUAAAUAAGUAAGCUUCUGUAUUUUAUUGUCUGAUUUUGAAAUCAUUUUGAAUGUUUUAUGUAUCAUUUGUUAUUAAAGGUUUGGUGUGUAAAUACUGGAUGCUGUGCUCAGCUUUGACUUAAAGACAUUUCUGCAUUAAUGUUUGGGUUUUCUACAUGAAUGGCUUGGUUUUCUUGGCUUUCUUUACAAAUGUUACUAAGUUUCCUUCCAAAUUAUUUUUUCAGUCAAAGACAUUACUGCUGGAUUCCUCUAUAGGUCUGAAUGAAAAUCAGACAUAUAUAUUGAUAAGGUUAGUUUUUUUUUUUAGUUUAUGAACAACACAACAGAGUUUUGUCCAGCUAUGGGAAGCCACCCUUUCUGAUUUGCCAGACUUAUUUCCUUUGUGAUGUCUUCAUUGAUGGAGGGCUCUGGUGUAAUGGACUUGACUAAAAUAUAGAAAUUGCAGAUUUGGUGCUUAACCUGUAUCUAUUUAUAAUUGCAAUAAAAAGCAAAGACAUAACCAAAUCUCAGUGUAAUUCAAGUGCUGUCAUUUUGGCUGUUACCAUCGUCAACCUGGAGUAUGAAUGCUUCUUUUAUGUAGCAAAUCCUGCUCAAGUUUGUGAAGACUCGUCUACAUUGACGAGUCACAAGAUCUAAUGCUUUACUCUGAAAACAAUAAAGUAGUCACAUUAC